AUGAUGCUGCCCGAUGAUCUUCUCGAGGAGAUCUUCCUCCGCCUCCCGCCGGGCGAGCCCGCGUGCCUGGUGCGCGCCUACCUUGCCAGCAAGUUCUGGCUCGGCCUCCUAUCCAGCGCUCGAUUCCACAGCCGCUACCGUGAGUUUCAUGGUGCUCCCCCCAUGCUGGGCUUCGUUUAUGCCUUGUCCUCGUACACCCAGACGAAGGUGGACAAACCCAUCCCACGCUUUGUCUCCACCACGGAAUUCGCCGCCCGCGUUCCCGAUGACGACUUGGCCAUGGCCGCGUUGACCACGGACUAUAUUGCAUUGGACUGCCACCAUGGCCGCGUUCUACUCGGCGAUCGUAAACACAAUCCGCUUGUCGUUUGGGACCCCAUGGCAGGCUGCCUGACGAAGAUGCAAGCACUCAAAGGACAAAGCAGAACCAGUGCGGCCGCGGUGCUCUGUGCCGUGACCGGCUGUGACCAUUGCGCCUGUCACCACGGCCCAUUCCAGGUUUUCUUCUUCGGCAUGAGCGUUCAUGGUGCUCAUUGUGUUAUACACCUCUCUGUGUUCUCGUCCGAGACACUUGGCUGGAGCGAGCCCCAGCCAUGCCUUGGUCUUGAUCUUGACGAUGCUGCAUUCAUCAAGCCAGCGCCCUCUGUCGCCAUCCAAGGCGCACUUUACUUCAUGCAAGGGAGUUUUGAAGAUGAUCACAUAACAGGAUUUCUGAAGUACGACUUGGGCUCUAAUUGCUUAUCGCUGAUUGAUGCGCCGCCGAUGAGGGGAUCUCUCAUUAUUGGUGCCAAUACUCUCAUGGCUAUGGAGGACGACAGUUUGGGUUUUGCACAAGUGAAAAGGUUAACCAUCUACCUGUGGUCAAGGCAUAUGGGUUCCGAUGGAGUUGCAUCAUGGACUCAGCCUAGAAUCAUUGAUCUCAAGAACCUUCUACCCAUUCAGAAUCCUAGUGGAAGAAUUAAACUGAUUGGAUCUCUGGAGGGUAGUGAUAUCAUUUUCGUGACCACAGACCUUGGCAUCUAUGAGCUUAAUCUAAAGUCGCUACACUGGAAGAAGCUAUGGGGAAAGAAAGAUGUUUGGUGUUUGUUUCCGUGCAUGAGUUUCCCCGGUCCACAAGAAAGGAUGAUUUCUUGUGAUGCGGCUCAUUGA
This is a messenger RNA of Triticum turgidum subsp. durum (durum wheat), 1149 nucleotides long. The record is from the annotation of a GenBank genome assembly. Lineage: Eukaryota; Viridiplantae; Streptophyta; Magnoliopsida; Poales; Poaceae.